AUGAAAAAAUUGGGAUUUCUUUGGGUUCGAAUCUUUCCCGAUAUACCAGUGACUACCAAGCCGACUGAAAAUCGUAUGGGUAAAGGAAAAGGAUCUGUUUCUUUUUGGGUAGCGAAGAUUAAAAAAGGUCAAAUUUUAUAUGAAAUUAGUGGUAUUCCGUUAGAAAGUGCAAAAAAAAUUUUAAAAGCCGGUGCAAAGCAUACCGCUCAUAACGGUAUUGUUGUGGGUUCAAGUCCCACUAAGCCUAAUUAA
Molecule: messenger RNA, 252 nt
Organism: Plasmopara halstedii
Lineage: Eukaryota; Oomycota; Peronosporomycetes; Peronosporales; Peronosporaceae
Product: 50s ribosomal protein l16
Exons: 2
Coding region: 1-252 (83 amino acids)
Biological process (GO): translation
Cellular component (GO): ribosome
Molecular function (GO): rRNA binding; structural constituent of ribosome
Source: RefSeq, a predicted model, not a curated record